AUGGACAAAGCAUGGGUACAUCUAAGCAGAGUUGAUCCUGGUUAUGAGAGAGGGGUUGAUAUGAUUGUAUGUCCGUGCAUUGACUGCCGUAACAUUGAUCGUCACUCAGGCAGUGUGGUACUUGAUCAUCUUGUUACCAGGGGAAUGGAAGAGGGUUAUAAGAUGCGGUCAGAUUGGCAUCUACAUGGAGAGUUGAACUCAGAGGUUGAAGGUGAAAGCAGAGUAAGUGACUGGAAGGAUGAGAUCUUUGGGUUGUACAGAGCUGCUGAGCGUUUUGAUGAAGAGUUAGCUGAUACUGGGGAUAUAUCUGACACGGCAGAGGGAGACGACAAGAAGGAAGAUGAGUUCUUGGCAAAGCUAGCUGAUGCUAAAACACCAUUGUAUCCGAGUUGUGCAAGCCAUAGCAAGUUGUCUGCAAUUGUUUCAUUAUUUAGAUUGAAGACUCGGAAUGGGUGGUCUGACAAGAGCUUCAAUGAUCUGCUUGAGACAUUGCCGGAGAUGUUACCAGAAGAAAAUGUGCUUCACACAUCACUGUAUGAUGUGAAGAAGUUUUCGAAAACGUUUGACAUGGGCUAUGAGAAGAUUCAUGCAUGUGUCAAUGACUGCUGUUUAUUCAGAAAGAAGUUCAAGAAGCUUGAGAAGUGUCCAAAGUGCAAGGCUUCAAGGUGGAAGACUAAUAUGCACACUGGUCAGAAGAAGAAAGGCGUCUCACAGAAAGUUCUUCGUUACUUUCCUAUAAUACCAAGACUGAAGCGAAUGUUCCGGUCUGAAGAGAUGGCCAAGGAUUUAAGGUGGCACUUUGGCAACAAGAGCACCGAUGGGAACCUUCGUCAUCCUGUUGAUUCAGUGACAUGGGAUCAGAUGAAUGCUAAAUACCCUACAUUCGCAGCCGAAGAAAGGAACCUCAGGCUUGGACUUUUAACAGAUUGA
Brassica napus (rape) is the source of this 930-nucleotide messenger RNA. RefSeq lists its product as uncharacterized. The transcript has 2 exons. Bases 1 to 930 code for a protein of 309 amino acids. The record is from RefSeq and is a predicted model, not a curated record. NCBI's taxonomy places the organism in Eukaryota, Viridiplantae, Streptophyta, Magnoliopsida, Brassicales, Brassicaceae.